AUGAGUAGAGAUCGAUUUCUUCAAAUCAAAAAAUAUUUACGUGUUACCGACAAUUCAGUUCAGUCAAAUCGAACAGAUAUAAAUUUUGAUCGAGCCAAUAAAGUUCGUCCAUUAUUAAAUAUUGUAAAAGAAAAUUUUAGGAAAAUUUCAAAAGAACAAAAAUUAAGCAUUGAUGAACAAAUUAUUCCAUUUAAAGGCAAAAGUAUAAUGAAGCAACAUAUGCCGAAUAAGUCGAAUCGUUGGAGUUAUAAAAUGUUUCUUUUAGUUGGUGGCAAAAGUGGUAUAUGCUAUGACUUUAUUUCCUAUACAGGUAAAAAUGAUAAAAAGAAGCAUGGAUUUUGUACAGAUAUUGUAUUGGAUCUUUGUGAAACUGUGUCAAGUUUUACCAAUCACAAAGUAUAUUUUGAUAAUUAUUUUGCAACUAUUCAUUUACAGGUAGAGUUGAGAAAGUUAGGCAUUUUUGCAGUUGGUACGGUAAGACCAAAUCGAUUAAUUGAUUUAAACAUCAAAAGUGAAAAAGAUUUAUCAAAAGAAGGUAGGGGUACAAUGGAUCAUCGUGUCACAGACGUUGAAGGGGUGCAAUUAUGCGUGACACGAUGGUAUGAUAAUAAUGUUAUUAAUUGUCUUUCUACAUUGCACGGUUGUGAACCGAUUGAGUCAGCACAACGAUAG
Messenger RNA from Rotaria sordida, 672 nucleotides. The record is from the annotation of a GenBank genome assembly. NCBI's taxonomy places the organism in Eukaryota, Metazoa, Rotifera, Eurotatoria, Philodinida, Philodinidae.